Aphidius gifuensis is the source of this 2297-nucleotide messenger RNA. RefSeq lists its product as uncharacterized. The transcript is spliced from 7 exons. The coding region runs from base 27 to 2012 and encodes 661 amino acids. Lineage: Eukaryota; Metazoa; Arthropoda; Insecta; Hymenoptera; Braconidae. The record is from RefSeq and is a predicted model, not a curated record.
GUCGUUUAACUUUAAUUGAGGAAAAAAUGACUGGAAAAUAUAUAUUAUUUUUAUUAAUAAAAUUAUUAAUAAUGAAAAAUAUAAUUUUAUCAUCAGCAUCAAUAGUUCAAGAUACACUUGAUAUGCUUGAAAUUAUUGGUAAUAAAACAAUAAGUUCAAUAGUUUUAAAUAAUAUGACAAGUUUUCAUUCUAUAUGGUCAACAAUAAAUAAAUUUCAAUUAACACAAUACGAAACAAAUUAUAAUUUCGAAAUAAAUCAACAAGAAAAACCAUCAAUAGUCAGUAACUAUGAAAAAAAAUUAAAUGAUUAUUUUUCAAGAAUACAAUUUUUACGUGAUAGAACUGAAGAUUGGUCAACAUUAAUAAGAAGAAAUAAUACAUUAAUUCUUGGUGAUUCAACAACAGACAUAAUAUCAAAUGACGAUGAUUAUCCAAGAUCAGUAUUAACAAAAUUACAUAAUUUAUUUUUUGGAAGAAUAUCUGAAUUAAUUACUGGACAUGAUCAUAAUCAUUUAUUACAGUCAAUAAAUAAAUUUAAAUGUAAUAUGAAAACAUCAAAACAACAUCAAUUAUAUUCUUUGUAUAAUACAAUACUUUUCACUGAAGUACAAGCUUUUAGUGUACUAGCAUUUUCAUAUAUGUGGAGAUCAAUUAAUAUUCUUACUAAAUUUGAUUAUACAAAUGAAAUGGCAAUUGACAUGAGUGAUUCAAGAAAUAGAAUUAUUGAUUUCACAAGGUUAUUUAAAAAAGAAAUGAAAAUAGCUUCAAAUUUCAUUCGUCGUUGUGAUCCAUUGGAAGAUCAUAAAAAAGGUAAAACAUAUGAUGCAUUUGAUAAUCUCAUGUAUUCUUUUGUAACAAAUCAAAGAUAUUUGGAACCAUGGAAUAAUGUAAAUUGUAAAUCAAACUGUAAAGCUGUAACACCAUACAAACGAUUUUGUGAAUUACAUGGAGAAGAUUGUUCUGUUAAUCAUCAUUGGUAUGAUAAUACAUGUCCAGGUAAAAUUUAUGAUUGUGAAUAUGCAUCAUCUACAUUUGAAAUUUGUCGAAGAGAUCCAAUUGAUGAAUCAAGUACCAAACUUUAUAAUUGGUUUAAAAAUAAAAAUAAUGGAACUAUUUAUGGUGAUGCAACACGUAAAUGUGGUUCAACAGAAGAAAUUGAAGAAGAAAAUGUUUCCUGGUUACCUUGGUCAAAUACUUGUGAUGUUUGUUUAUGUAAAUGUCUUGAUAAUCGUAUUGAUACUAAUAGUAAUUCAAUAAGAGCUUUUAGUUUAUUACAGUCAAGAACAAGUGAUAACAUGGUUGCAACUGGUGCAAGACUUGUUACAAAAGAUCGAAUGGUACAUAUUCAACUUCGUGAAGCAAAACUUUUAUCUAAUGGAAAAAUUGAUAAAACAACAGAAAAAUGGAUACCACUUCCAACAUUUAAUUAUGAAAAUAAUUUUCCCAAUGAAGCAGUUUACUCAGAUGGACAAAUUCAUCCAUUAAAACGUGAUAGAGAUUUUGUCUUGUUAGGAAGAGAUAUUGAAGAUAAUAUAUGUUUUCAAAAAUUAGUUAUUGAUACUAAAUAUUUAUUGAUUGGUGCAAAUUUUGGCAUUGAUUAUUUUGAAAAAAAUCAAAAUCAAAGAAAAUUAUGUAUCAAACUUGAAGCAGAAUAUGUUCUUUAUAAUUUUCAUGGAGAAACCUUCCCAACAGAUACAAAAUAUCAUCUAAAUACAUUUUUUAUGCCAUUAACUAAAUUGGUUUUAGAUAAGCCUGAUAAUCCACUUAAAUUUAAAGAAAAUAUGAAAGAUUCUGAAGACAAUCAAUUUGUCACAAUCAGUGUAUCAGAUUUUGUUAAGGAUGCAUCACAAUCAACUAUUCCAUUCAUUGAUCUUUUAGAAGUUACAACAAAUCCAAGUGUACCACUUAAUGGAAUUGAAUUAUUUCAUAAAGGACAAAUUAAUGGUACAUCUGGUGGAUUUAUUUCUUUAAAAAUUCAUCCAAUUGAUUUUACAACUGAUAUGAAUAUAUAAUUAUUAUUUUGAUAAAUAUAAAAAUCACAAAUAUCAUCAAAUUAUAUACAUGAUAAUCUUUGUCGACAAAAAAUUAUUCACUUUAUUUUUUUUUCUUCAAAGUCUUGUUUUGUAUUUUAAGAAAAAAAAUCAUUUGUAAAAGAAAAUUUACAAUUACAACAAAUAAGUACGAUUACAAAAAAAUUACAUUAUUUUUUUUUUUUUAUUUCUAAGCCUUUGAGUGAAGGAGGCCAUAUAAUAUAGUCGAGAGAUUCCAGUAUCACAGAAUUUGCAACUCAUUUACUA